Molecule: messenger RNA, 1272 nt
Organism: Paramecium octaurelia
Lineage: Eukaryota; Ciliophora; Oligohymenophorea; Peniculida; Parameciidae
Source: the annotation of a GenBank genome assembly
AUGUUUCUUCAUUAAACACUUGAUUAGCCAUAUAGUUAAGUGGGCACUCCUUUGAGCAGAAGGAAUGCAACUCCAAGUGAUAUGAUCCAUCUCAACAGUCCGUUCUCCACACAUAACAUGCAUCAGAAGGAUUACUUAAGAACCCGUGGAAAUGUAGGGAGUAAUAAUUAGCAAUUUCAACACAAAACCAUAAAGCUUUCAUUGCCAUCUCGAAUUAAACCAAAAUAGAAAAGAUUACUGAGAUAGGAUGAUCCACUCAUCACUUAUAGUCCAAUCAAUUAAUUGCGAAAACCACCUACAAAUUUGUUUAUUAAGUAUUUGGAUGGUGAAAUCAGUACCUAAGACUUGGUAUCCCAAUCCAUUUCAGAAAAUCGAUUACAAAGUAAUAAGGACAAGUCCAAAACUUAAGAAAAUAAAAUGAAAAAGAUUAAAAAUGCCAAACUCAAUAUCUUACAAAGGUUCCUAUAGGAUAAAAUCAAAAAGAAGAAUUCUAAACCCACAAUCGACAUAGAUUUUAAUUUAUCCAAAACUCAUAUCGAAGUUACAUAAACCAAUGACUCAGGAAUCAAGUCUUCCAACUCAGUCAAAAAACUCAAAUAACUAUAAAUAUUGUUUUUUCCAAAGGUGGAAUUACAAAAAUCAGAGGAUCCUGUUUUCAAUUACAAACAAGUAUUCAAUGUGGAAUCGGAUCAACUUCUGUAGGACAUCACUGAAGAACGAAAUAGAGUCAAUCAAGAGACCUUUCAUCAAGUUGGGAAGGAAUUAAUCAUAAAGCUCCAGUCUCGUAAAAAUUAGAAUCUACCCUUAUACAUUCCAAUGGAGAAAGAGGUUAUCAUAUCAAAGGAUGUUUAAUUGUACAAUUAUUUACAUGAUCAUUCAAAAAAGGUCACAACUUCCAAUUGUAAGAAGGCUGAAACAGAGAAGGUAGUAUUUAUGCGUUACAAGGGGACGCAACGGAAAUUCGCCACCAAAAAUUGUUUAAGGAAUCAAAAGACUCCGUACGAUAACCCAUAUUAAAUUGAUGAACCUUAUUCUCAAGAAUCUUCUUUAGAAUCUGAACAACAAUCCUAUAACCUUUCAUAUUUGAGAAUAUAAGAUUCAAAAUUUUAUGAUUAAUCCAAUAUCAAUUCAUAAACUCCUUAAAGAAGAGAAAAUCUGGCUUUAAGAUAGUUUAACUAUUUAUAACCUAUUAAUAAAACUUAAAAUAAAUUUAAGUUUUAGAAACCAUUCUAAAACCAAACUGAAUCUAAAGAUUUACUAAACGAACAGUGA